AUGUCAUCUAAAGUAGACCGCACAGUAAUUCCUAAAAUCAAAUUCACAAGGGAUGAAGAUGAACGCCUUACCAAUAUCAUUGAAAAGAUUGGAACACAAGACUGGGAACUCAUUGCGCAUGAAAUGAAGAAUCGAACUCCCAGGCAAUGCAGAGAACGUUGGAUCAAUUACAUAUCCCCUGGACUUAGUAAUGGACCUUGGACCGCUGAUGAAGAUAAACUUCUUGAUGAACUUUAUACUGAAUUCGGUUCUAGGUGGCACAAAAUUGCGGAAUAUUUUCCUAAUAGAUCUGGAAACUGCAUCAGAAACAGAUAUAAACUCAGACAAAGUCAUGCCCAAAAGCAGCCUUCUGUUGAAGCCGUUUCUUCUGUAAAACCAAUUAUUGAUCAACCGCUUUAUUCAGAAUUUGAUGAAAAGGUUCUUCAAACAAUCAUAUCACCUCCAACUGACACAUUUAUUGACCUCUUCAAAUUUGACAAAAAUACUAUUGACGAAAUUUUUGCCAUGGAAUUGUAG
Messenger RNA from Trichomonas vaginalis G3, 516 nucleotides. Its product is annotated as RNA polymerase II transcription regulator recruiting protein. The record is from RefSeq and is a predicted model, not a curated record. The transcript has a single exon. The coding region runs from base 1 to 516 and encodes 171 amino acids. Lineage: Eukaryota; Parabasalia; Trichomonadida; Trichomonadidae.